Penicillium waksmanii is the source of this 414-nucleotide messenger RNA. RefSeq lists its product as uncharacterized. The record is from RefSeq and is a predicted model, not a curated record. NCBI's taxonomy places the organism in Eukaryota, Fungi, Ascomycota, Eurotiomycetes, Eurotiales, Aspergillaceae. The transcript has 2 exons. Bases 1 to 414 code for a protein of 137 amino acids.
AUGCCAGCUUCAACCCUAUCCAACCGGAAGUCAGAUGACUCGGCUCGACCCGUGAAGAGGAGACGUCUCCGGGACGAGAUCGACACUAUACUUUCACUUUGCGACUAUUUGAUCGAAGCAACUACCGACUCGAACAUAAGGCUGAGAUCCGAGUUGGUAGAAACCCGGGAAAAGCUUGCAAAAGCUCAAGGAAAAUAUGAUGAUUUGGAAUCGAGUCAUUUGCAGUGUCCCUACUGGAUACAAAGAAACGAAUCUCUUGCUUUGACUUCGGACGAUCGUUGCGAAAAGUUAGAGAAAGAAAAUGAGAAACUCCAGAAGAUGUGCGAUGGGUUGAAGGCGGAAAAUAGACGCCUCCGGAGACAAGGUAGCGUGGAAGACGUCGAUAGUGAAGGGGAGGAAAUGCACGAUGUCUAG